AUGGGGAGCUGGGGCGCGCUGUUGUCGCCGCUGGCGGAGCGUGGCGGCGGCGGGGCGCAGGCUAGACAAACUCAUAGAACAUCUUUCGUCGUCUCUACUCUCGCUCCUACUUAUCCGUCUCGCUUAUCCGUCUCGCUGCUGGCUGUGAUCAGACAGCUUAUCGCGGUCGAUCUGUCACUGGAGGCCGCUUGUGUUACCUGUGCCGGCCAGGACACUUUCCCUUCUGCUCAGUGCUUUUCUCUCACAGUAACCGAUGCCCCUUGCAAGGACGGUGUUCGUAAUUGGACUGAGUGA
Molecule: messenger RNA, 294 nt
Organism: Chondrus crispus (carragheen)
Lineage: Eukaryota; Rhodophyta; Florideophyceae; Gigartinales; Gigartinaceae
Exons: 1
Coding region: 1-294 (97 amino acids)
Source: RefSeq, a predicted model, not a curated record